Messenger RNA from Blumeria graminis f. sp. triticale, 1824 nucleotides. The record is from the annotation of a GenBank genome assembly. NCBI's taxonomy places the organism in Eukaryota, Fungi, Ascomycota, Leotiomycetes, Helotiales, Erysiphaceae.
AUGAAAUCAAUAACACUCAAUGGAAAAAGACAAAUUCUUCCGCUACGCACAAGCUACAUCGCUACUUUCAGCACUCUUUGUUCCCGUCGUACAAAAUUUCAAAAUUCUCUCAGUGAGCGAUUGCCUGCAAGGACGCGAUUCGCGCCGUCACCAACAGGGAAUCUUCAUCUUGGUUCCCUACGUACGGCCCUCUUCAAUUACCUGAUUGCAAAAGCUACACGCGGUAAAUUCAUCCUACGCAUAGAGGACACAGAUCAGAAGUCAAGGACUGUUCCUGGUGCGAUUGAAAAACUCUGCGCUGAUCUGAGAUGGGCGGGUUUAGAAUGGGAUGAAGGGCCUGGUCGCGAUGGACCGCAUGGGCCGUAUCAACAAUCUCAAAGACUUCCAGUGUAUAAAAAAUACGCUGAUGAUUUAAUUGAAUCUGGCAAUGCCUACAGAUGUUUCUGUUCAGCCAGUCGACUAAUGUCACUGGCGAUUCACCAAACGCGCCAGGGUAUGCCAACAGAGUAUGACCGACACUGCGCUACUAUCACGAAACCAGAUUCAAAUGCAAGAGCCGCAAGAGGAAAACCCCAUGUAAUACGCUUAAAGGCACCGGCCAGGUACCCCCCCUUUGACGACACUAUUUACGGAAUGGUUGUACAGAAAAACUUAUUAAGGACGCUACAAAACACCGGCACAUUUGAUGAUCCAAUACUGAUAAAGACUGAUGGGUUUCCUACGUAUCACUUUGCCAAUGUAGUGGACGAUCACCUCAUGCAAAUUACCGAUGUUAUCAGAGGAGCAGAAUGGAUGUCUUCUACCCCAAAGCAUAUCGCCAUCUAUGAAGCUCUCGGCUGGGCGCCACCAUCAUUCACUCAUGUCGGCCUUCUCCUUGACCAAUCUGGAAAAAAGCUAAGUAAACGCACUAGCUCAACAGAAGUUGAAAGCUUUCGUUCUCAAGGAAUAUUCCCGGAGACGCUGACCAACUUCGUUGCUCUUCUUGGAUGGUCUCAUGGCAAAAAAAGUGAUGUGAUGAGUCUUGAAGAUUUAGUAAAAGAAGCAAGCAUGAAAUAUACUAAAGGAGAUACAAUUGUCCGUUUUGAAAAAUUGAACUUUCUUCAACGCCGUCAUGCUGCUCGCUAUGCUUCAAAGACUCCAUCUAAGAACCCCCUUCACUCACUUCAACAUUUAGCAGUUCAGCCAAUUAUCGAAGAGCUUGAUAGUCGAGAAUCCGCCGAAAAACUAAUGAGCUACCAGAAUAUUCCCGAUGGGCUAGCAAAGGAAAGUUAUAUUUACAAUAUACUAGUUGCAGAUGCAAGUAACUAUACAAAUGCAAAGGAUUUUAUUCAAAGAAAUGUCUAUUACUUCGCCGCUCCUUCUGUGCAAACACUCGAAGGAAAUAUGCCGUCAAACAUUCGAAAAGGUAAAAUCUCCGAAGAUGAUCUAAAGGCGAACAUUGAUACCCUUCUAACGCUAUUUCGAACAAUCCACGAGAUCGACUUGGAAGAUUGGGACGGAUCGACACUGCGAAAAAGGUUAGAUUGGAUUGUUGAGCAGCGAACAGAACUGGGAUUUAAAGACAAGGAUGAAGGAGAAACUAUAAUCUCAUUGAACCUGACAAAAAGGAAGGCAGUCAGUAGGUCGUGGAGUAAAUUUGUUCAUGAAAAUUUGAGAUGGGCGUUGUUUGCCGGUAAGCCAGGUCCAGAUGGAAUCAAGAUGAUGUUGCUACUGGGCAAGGUAAAUGUGACGGAACGUCUCUUGCGGGCGGAAAGAUUGGUAAGAAAAAUGCAGGAAAAUACUUCGCAAGAAACAGCCCCUGUUACUAUACCUUGCAAUCCAUAA